Micropterus salmoides (largemouth bass) is the source of this 933-nucleotide messenger RNA. It is a transcript of the gene akr1a1a, whose product is annotated as aldo-keto reductase family 1, member A1a (aldehyde reductase). The record is from RefSeq and is a predicted model, not a curated record. NCBI's taxonomy places the organism in Eukaryota, Metazoa, Chordata, Actinopteri, Centrarchiformes, Centrarchidae. Gene Ontology annotation, molecular function: aldose reductase (NADPH) activity. Gene Ontology annotation, cellular component: cytosol.
AUGAGCACCUUCGUUUCUCUCUCGACAGGGCAGAGGAUAACCUCGGUCGGACUAGGCACAUGGAAGUGCGCUCCUGGUCAAGUGAAGCAGGCAGUGUUGGCAGCUUUAGACUGCAGGUAUAGACACAUUGACUGUGCUGCGUAUGGCAAUGAACAGGAGGUGGAAGAGGCUCUGGCUGUCAGGGUCGGUCCUGGGAAGGCUCUGCGUCAUAAGGAGGUUUUUGUAACAUCUAAACUGUGGAACACCAAACAUGACCCAGAGGAUGUGGAGGAAGCAUGCAGGACCAGUCUGGUCCACCUGGUCCACCUGGUCCAUCUGUCCUAUUUGGACCUGUACCUUAUGCACUGGCCCAUGGCAUUCCAGCGGGGAAAGGAGCUGAUGCCUCGACAGGAAGAUGAGAUUUGUUACUCUGACACACACUACAGAGAUAUUUGGGCAGCUGUGGAGAGCCUUGUGGACAAAGGUCUGGUCAAAGCGAUAGGGCUGUCCAACUUCAACGCCAGGCAGGUUGAUGACAUCAUCAGAAUGGCCAAACACGCACCUCUGGUGAACCAGGUGGAAUGCCAUCCUUAUUUGUCUCAAGCAGAUCUCCUGUCUCACUGUUGGUCAGUGGCAGUUUGUGUGACAGCCUUAAGUCCUCUAGGCAGCGGGGACAGACCCUGGGCCUCUCCUGAUGAACCAAGUCUGCUCCAGGAUCCUCGACUGGGAGGUAUCGCCCAGAGAUACCAGAAAACACCAGCCCAGAUCAUCUGCAGGUGGCAUGUGCAGAGGGGAGUUGUGUGUAUCCCGAAAAGCGUGACGCCCUCCAGGAUCCAGCAGAACUUGCAACUAUUUGAUUUUUCCCUGUCAGAAGACGACAUGAAGCUGAUCGAAUCAUUCAACCGCAACAAGCGCUUCAUCAUCCCAACAGUCGAGAUGAGUCACUGAUCUUAU